AAUCUUUUUCUCCUGCACUAGUAAAACAGAGUAUGUAAGAACCUACGAGUUACAAUCUCGACCUGCCCGAUAUGAAUUGACAGAAGAAAACGUUAAAAUGGAUCAAAACCAGAGAUCACUAGCAGCAUCAUCGGCUACUCCUCGGGCCUACCAGUUCCACCCGGCCCGAGCCGCUAUUCUCGAUCUCUUCAAUCUCUACUUAGGAAGAAGUAGCCGCCAGAAGCACGACGAUUCCUUGCGUGAACCUCCAAACAAAACACAGAAGCGUGUGCUUGCUCUCAACAGAGAGCUCCCUCCUCGAAAUGAACAGUUCCUUUUAGAUUUUGAGCAGCUACAAAACCAGUUUCCCGACCAGGAUCAAGUGCGUGCUGUGACAGAAUCUGUUCUCAUUUCCCUAGUUGUGCAGUGCUGUAGUCAUGUACCACGAGCAGAAUUUCUUCUCUUUGCUUUACGGAGCUUGUGUACUAUUGGUUACAUUAACUGGGAUACUUUUUUGCCAUCCCUUCUUUCUUCUGUGUCAUCAGCAGAAAUGUCAAUGGGUCAGGGCAGUCAAGCAAUGCCUGCAGUUUCAUCCACAAGUUUAUCACAGUCUGGGAUGUUGCAUACUUUAAGCACAAUUCCCAAUUCUUCUAAUUAUCAAUCUUCUAAUCCUGCAUCUCCAUUGCCUUCAGUUCAUGGUAUUGGGUCCCCUGCCCAGUCAGCAAUAGAACCAUCAACUUGUGCACCUAUGUCUCCAGUAAAAUCUUCUGAUGCAUCCUACAGUGGACAGCAGUUUACAACAAGGGCAAAUCCUUCUAUAAGGGAUAAUACUAUAAGCUGUUUGCGUCAGCUAUGUUGCAAGAUUAUUCUAGCUGGUCUUGAGUUCAACUUGAAACCAGUUACUCAUGCAGAGAUUUUUUAUCAUAUGCUAAAUUGGCUGGUCAAUUGGGAUCAAAGACAGCAGGGGAUUGAUGAAUCUGAUGUAAAAUCCUGGAGACCAGACAAGGCUCUCAUUGAAUGGUUACAUAGUUGUUUGGAUGUAAUUUGGCUAUUGGUUGAGGAGGAUAGAUGCCGAGUGCCUUUUUAUGAAUUAUUGCGUAGUGGCUUGCAGUUUAUAGACAAUAUUCCUGAUGAUGAAGCCUUAUUUACACUUAUCUUAGAGAUUCAUAGGAGGCGAGAUAUGAUGGCUACACACAUGCAGAUGUUAGAUCAGCACCUUCAUUGCCCGACAUUUGGGACUCAUCGGAUUCUCUCUCAGACCACUCCUAAUAUAUCAGUUGAAGUGGUGGCUAAUUUGCGCUAUUCACCAAUCACAUAUCCAAGUGUUCUAGGAGAACCAUUACAUGGAGAGGAACUUGCGAACUCUAUUCAGAGGGGAAGUUUGGACUGGGAGAGAGCUAUGCGUUGUAUAAGGCAUGCUAUUCGCACUACUCCAUCACCUGACUGGUGGAAGCGUGUGCUUCUUGUGGCUCCUUUCUAUAGAAAUCCUGCACAAGGGCCUACUCCUGGUGCUGUUUUUACUUCUGAGAUGAUUUGUGAGGCAGUAAUUGAUAGGAUUGCUGAACUAUUGAAGUUAACCAAUUCAGAAAUAAAUUGCUGGCAGGAAUGGCUUGUCUUCUCAGAUAUAUUCUUUUUUCUCAUGAAAAGUGGGUGCAUUGAUUUUGUUGAUUUUGUUGACAAGCUAGUUUCACGCCUUACAGAAGGCGAUAACCACAUUCUUCGAACAAACCAUGUUACUUGGCUGCUUGCACAGAUUAUUAGGGUGGAGCUUGUGAUGAAUGCUUUGAAUCAAGAUGCUAGAAAGGUGGAGACAACCAGAAAGAUUCUGUCAUUUCAUAGAGAAGAUAGAUGCUCUGAUCCUAAUAACCCCCAAAGUAUCUUGCUUGAUUUUAUAAGUAGUUGUCAAAACCUACGUAUUUGGUCAUUGAACACAUCAACCCGAGAAUAUUUGAACAAUGAGCAACUGCAGAAAGGAAAGCAAAUAGAUGAAUGGUGGAGGCAAGUGAGCAAAGCCACCAUGAUUAUAGUUUUGCUUGGUGUUGCAAUCCCAGCUGAAGGCUUUCCUUGGAAAUCUGUUAUAAUAAAUCUUUCUGUUGCUUGA
Messenger RNA from Pistacia vera, 2080 nucleotides. Its product is annotated as mediator of RNA polymerase II transcription subunit 23-like. Gene Ontology annotation, biological process: regulation of transcription by RNA polymerase II; positive regulation of gene expression. The coding region runs from base 98 to 2080 and encodes 660 amino acids. The record is from RefSeq and is a predicted model, not a curated record. NCBI's taxonomy places the organism in Eukaryota, Viridiplantae, Streptophyta, Magnoliopsida, Sapindales, Anacardiaceae. The transcript has 8 exons. Gene Ontology annotation, cellular component: mediator complex; transcription regulator complex.